Messenger RNA from Protopterus annectens (West African lungfish), 3537 nucleotides. Its product is annotated as myb-like protein X. The record is from RefSeq and is a predicted model, not a curated record. The transcript is spliced from 2 exons. NCBI's taxonomy places the organism in Eukaryota, Metazoa, Chordata, Ceratodontiformes, Protopteridae. Bases 1 to 3537 code for a protein of 1178 amino acids.
AUGGGGACACAAUUCAGUGUGCCACUUCCUGUAUUCCGUUCUGAACAUGAAGGUGGUUUGGAGAAGGAGAGCAUGGUGGUAACUAUGGAGAAUGAAAGUGCUGUUAGCUUAACAACUGUGCAAGCAAGCAUAGCAGAAAAGGAGUCAGAAGAGGCGAGUAAAAAGGAGAAUGGUAGCAGUGAUGCAAAUGAAGCAGAAAAGGAGUCAGAAGAGGUGAGUAAAGAGGAAAAUGGUAGCAGUGAUGCGAAUGAAGCAGAAAAGGAGUCAGAAGAGGUGAGUAAAGAGGAGAAUGGUAGCAGUGAUGUGAAUGAAGCAGAAAAGGAGUCAGAAGAGGCGAGUAAAGAGGAGAAUGGUAGCAGUGAUGUGAAUGAAGCAGAAAAGGAGUCAGAAGAGGCGAGUAAAGAGGAGAAUGGUAGCAGUGAUGAGAAUGAAGCAGAAAAGGAGUCAGAAGAGGCGAGUAAAGAGGAGAAUGGUAGCAGUGAUGCGAAUGAAGCAGAAAAGGAGUCAGAAGAGGUGAGUAAAGAGGAGAAUGGUAGCAGUGAUGCGAAUGAAGCAGAAAAGGAGUCAGAAGAGGCGAGUAAAGAGGAGAAUGGUAGCAGUGAUGCUAAUGAAGCAGAAAAGGAGUCAGAAGAGGCGAGUAAAGAGGAGAAUGGUAGCAGUGAUGCAAAUGAAGCAGAAAAGGAGUCAGAAGAGGCGAGUAAAGAGGAGAAUGGUAGCAGUGAUGCGAAUGAAGCAGAAAAGGAGUCAGAAGAGGCGAGUAAAGAGGAGAAUGGUAGCAGUGAUGCUAAUGAAGCAGAAAAGGAGUCAGAAGAGGUGAGUAAAGAGGAGAAUGGUAGCAGUGAUGCGAAUGAAGCAGAAAAGGAGUCAGAAGAGGUAAGUAAAGAGGAAAAUGGUAGCAGUGAUGUGAAUGAAGCAGAAAAGGAGUCAGAAGAGGCGAGUAAAGAGGAGAAUGGUAGCAGUGAUGUGAAUGAAGCAGAAAAGGAGUCAGAAGAGGCAAGUAAAGAGGAGAAUGGUAGCAGUGAUGCGAAUGAAGCAGAAAAGGAGUCAGAAGAGGUGAGUAAAGAGGAGAAUGGUAGCAGUGAUGCGAAUGAAGCAGAAAAGGAGUCAGAAGAGGCGAGUAAAGAGGAGAAUGGUAGCAGUGAUGCAAAUGAAGCAGAAAAGGAGUCAGAAGAGGCGAGUAAAGAGGAGAAUGGUAGCAGUGAUGUGAAUGAAGCAGAAAAGGAGUCAGAAGAGGCGAGUAAAGAGGAGAAUGGUAGCAGUGAUGAGAAUGAAGCAGAAAAGGAGUCAGAAGAGGCGAGUAAAGAGGAGAAUGGUAUCAGUGAUGUGAAUGAAGCAGAAAAGGAGUCAGAAGAGGUGAGUAAAGAGAAUGGUAGCAGUGAUGCGAAUGAAGCAGAAAAGGAGUCAGAAGAGGUGAGUAAAGAGGAGAAUGGUAGCAGUGAUGCGAAUGAAGCAGAAAAGGAGUCAGAAGAGGCGAGUAAAGAGGAGAAUGGUAGCAGUGAUGCAAAUGAAGCAGAAAAGGAGUCAGAAGAGGCGAGUAAAGAGGAGAAUGGUAGCAGUGAUGCAAAUGAAGCAGAAAAGGAGUCAGAAGAGGCGAGUAAAGAGGAGAAUGGUAGCAGUGAUGCAAAUGAAGCAGAAAAGGAGUCAGACGAGGCGAGUAAAGAGGAGAAUGGUAGCAGUGAUGUGAAUGAAGCAGAAAAGGAGUCAGAAGAGGCAAGUAAAGAGGAGAAUGGUAGCAGUGAUGCUAAUGAAGCAGAAAAGGAGUCAGAAGAGGUGAGUAAAGAGGAGAAUGGUAGCAGUGAUGUGAAUGAAGCAGAAAAGGAGUCAGAAGAGGUGAGUAAAGAGGAGAAUGGUAGCAGUGAUGCGAAUGAAGCAGAAAAGGAGUCAGAAGAGGCGAGUAAAGAGGAGAAUGGUAGCAGUGAUGCUAAUGAAGCAGAAAAGGAGUCAGAAGAGGCGAGAAAAGAGGAGAAUGGUAGCAGUGAUGCGAAUGAAGCAGAAAAGGAGUCAGAAGAGGCAAGUAAAGAGGAGAAUGGUAGCAGUGAUGCGAAUGAAGCAGAAAAGGAGUCAGAAGAGGCGAGUAAAGAGGAGAAUGGUAGCAGUGAUGCAAAUGAAGCAGAAAAGGAGUCAGGAGAGGUGAGUAAAGAGAAUGGUAGCAGUGAUGCGAAUGAAGCAGAAAAGGAGUCAGAAGAGGUGAGUAAAGAGGAGAAUGGUAGCAGUGAUGCUAAUGAAGCAGAAAAGGAGUCAGAAGAGGCAAGUAAAGAGGAGAAUGGUAUCAGUGAUGUGAAUGAAGCAGAAAAGGAGUCAGAAGAGGCGAGUAAAGAGGAGAAUGGUAGCAGUGAUGUGAAUGAAGCAGAAAAGGAGUCAGAAGAGGCGAGUAAAGAGGAGAAUGGUAGCAGUGAUGCUAAUGAUGCAGAAAAGGAGUCAGAAGAGGUGAGUAAAGAGGAGAAUGGUAGCAGUGAUGCGAAUGAAGCAGAAAAGGAGUCAGAAGAGGCAAGUAAAGAGGAGAAUGGUAGCAGUGAUGCGAAUGAAGCAGAAAAGGAGUCAGAAGAGGCGAGUAAAGAGGAGAAUGGUAGCAGUGAUGCAAAUGAAGCAGAAAAGGAGUCAGGAGAGGUGAGUAAAGAGAAUGGUAGCAGUGAUGCGAAUGAAGCAGAAAAGGAGUCAGAAGAGGUGAGUAAAGAGGAGAAUGGUAGCAGUGAUGCUAAUGAAGCAGAAAAGGAGUCAGAAGAGGCAAGUAAAGAGGAGAAUGGUAGCAGUGAUGUGAAUGAAGCAGAAAAGGAGUCAGAAGAGGCGAGUAAAGAGGAGAAUGGUAGCAGUGAUGUGAAUGAAGCAGAAAAGGAGUCAGAAGAGGUGAGUAAAGAGGAGAAUGGUAGCAGUGAUGCUAAUGAUGCAGAAAAGGAGUCAGAAGAGGUGAGUAAAGAGGAGAAUGGUAGCAGUGAUGCGAAUGAAGCAGAAAAGGAGUCAGAAGAGGCAAGUAAAGAGGAGAAUGAAAAGGAGUCAGAAGAGGCGAGUAAAGAGGAGAGUGGUAGCAGUGAUGUGAAUGAAGCAGAAAAGGAGUCAGAAGAGGCGAGUAAAGAGGAGAAUGGUAGCAGUGAUGCGAAUGAAGCAGAAAAGGAGUCAGAAGAGGCGAGUAAAGAGGAGAAUGGUAGCAGUGAUGUGAAUGAAGCAGAAAAGGAGUCAGAAGAGGCGAGUAACAAGAAUGGUAGCAGUGAUGCUAAUGAAGCAGAAAAGGAGUCAAAAGAGGCGAGUAAAGAGGAGAAUGGUAGCAGUGAUGUGAAUGAAGCAGAAAAGGAGUCAGAAGAGGUGAGUAAAGAGGAAAAUGGUAGCAGUGAUGCUAAUGAAGCAGAAAAGGAGUCAGAAGAGGCGAGUAAAGAGGAGAAUGGUAGCAGUGAUGUGAAUGAAGCAGAAACGGAGUCAGAAGAGGCGAGUAAAGAGAAUGGUAGCAGUGAUGCUAAUGAAGCAGUAGGAGAAGAAAACGGCACAAUGCUGGAUUCAGAGGAUACCUUCCAAUGGAAUCUGUUUUGGUGGAUAUUUCAGCAAUAA